This is a messenger RNA of Drosophila gunungcola (fruit fly), 2439 nucleotides long. RefSeq names its product palmitoyltransferase ZDHHC20-B. The coding region runs from base 405 to 1781 and encodes 458 amino acids. The transcript is spliced from 7 exons. The record is from RefSeq and is a predicted model, not a curated record. Lineage: Eukaryota; Metazoa; Arthropoda; Insecta; Diptera; Drosophilidae. Gene Ontology annotation, cellular component: endoplasmic reticulum; Golgi apparatus. Gene Ontology annotation, molecular function: protein-cysteine S-palmitoyltransferase activity. Gene Ontology annotation, biological process: synaptic vesicle maturation; peptidyl-L-cysteine S-palmitoylation; protein targeting to membrane.
GCCACCCCCAGCUCUCAAAUCAUCCAUCCCUAAAACAAGUUCCCAUAAUUUGACAGCCAAAUUUUGUUAAUUUCACCUGGAAAAGCAGAAAAAAUUGAAAAUAAUAACAAAAAUGUCGCAGCGUUAAGGUGAAAACCUGCCCCCGCCCGCCCAACAGGGGAAGCAAGCAGCGGACAGCGCCGAAAAGUGUUUGACAACAGCCCGCAGAGCCAGUGAAUCACUACCAGAUAAAGAAAUUGUAUUGGUCGGAGGAGCGCAGAUCGCAGAGAUCCCCGCCCGCCGGAGGAGCAGUCACGAUAGCUGCACCACCGAUCGCCCCGAAUCCGCUCCAGCUUCAGGUGGACGUGACCCCCACGCCCAGAGACACGCGCGCCCUUGCCGAAGUGGUGGCCCACAUCAAUAACAUGGGAAACGACGACCAUCGACGACGGAAGACACCGUGCGGAUUUUGCAUGGCGGUCUUCAAGUGGAUCCCGGUGCUCUUUAUCAGCGCGGUGAUAGCCUGGUCUUACUACGCCUACGUGGUGGAGCUGUGCUUCCGCACCUCGCAGAACAGCAUCGGCAUGAUCUUCAUGCUGCUGUUCUACCACCUUUUCCUCACUCUGUUCAUGUGGUCCUACUGGCGCACUAUCAUGACCUCCGUGGGCCGAAUGCCCGAUCAGUGGCGGAUACCGGACGAGGAAGUGACGCGACUUUUCCGGGCUGACAGCCCAGACACCCAGAAACGCAUUCUCAACAACUUUGCCCGUGAUUUGCCAGUCACAAAUCGCACAAUGAACGGCUCUGUGCGGUUCUGCGAGAAGUGCAAGAUCAUCAAGCCGGACCGGGCCCACCACUGCAGCGUGUGCAGCUGCUGCGUGCUGAAGAUGGACCACCACUGCCCCUGGGUGAACAACUGUGUCAACUUCUACAACUACAAGUACUUCGUCCUCUUUCUGGGCUAUGCGCUCGUCUACUGCCUGUAUGUGGCCUUCACCACGCUGCACGACUUUGUCGAGUUCUGGAAGGUAGGUGCCUACAAUAAUAAUGGUUACUCGGCACAGGGACAGCUGAACGCCAGCGGAAUGGGGCGUUUCCACAUCUUGUUCCUGUUCUUCAUAGCCAUAAUGUUUGCCAUUAGUUUGGUGAGUUUGUUCGGCUACCACAUCUACCUGGUGCUGGUGAAUCGCACGACUCUGGAGUCGUUUAGGGCUCCCAUCUUUCGCGUUGGCGGCCCGGAUAAAAAUGGCUAUAACCUGGGCCGAUAUGCCAACUUCUGCGAGGUGUUCGGCGACGACUGGCAGUACUGGUUCCUGCCCGUCUUCUCCAGUCGCGGUGAUGGCUUCAGCUAUCCGACCUCCAGCGACCAGAGUCGAGUGACCACCACCUCGCCCGUCCAGCGGUACGAUGCCAUGGGGGAUACGGCCACCAGCAGGUUAGAUGGCAAUCCAACAGAUAAGUUGAUUGGCGCUAGUCCCCUCGACACCACUAACCAUCACCACAACCAAUCGCCUCAUCAAGUAAGAAGCACCAGCGUCCAGCCAAACCAGCAGUUGCAGGUUCCCCCGUCUCCAUACCUGGACGAGCGGCUGGAGCAGGUGGAUCCGGUGGAUCAGGUGGCAAACGGCCAGUCAUUAAGCUGCAGCACAGCAGUAGUCAAGUCUAGUCAGCAGGCGGAGAACGGAGGAGGAGGAGCCAAUGGGGCAGCCGUAUACAUCGACAUGGUCGGAGAUCAUCCACUGGCAGGAACCCAUUCUGCCAAAGAUCAACCCCGUUCGCCGAAUGGCGAUCUGCCAGUUUGAAUUGCACCACUUUGUUUCUGUAGAAUAUAAUAUGUGUUUUGUACUAUAUAGCCGAGUAAACUGCCAGAUUUGUCAGCGUUGCAGUUUGUAGUAAGCCAGUAAGUUGCCUAGUUCAUCAAUUGUUCAGCAUAGGCCACUAAAAUGUUUGAAUGGCUGGGACCACAAUACAUCGUCGGGUAAUUUAACUCAAUAAUCAUCACUUGGCUUCAAUCGACUAAGUUAACGUUAAGCAAUAUGAAAUUGGUUUUCCACAAGCAUUUAUCGCUGUUUCAAUCUAUCGAAUUUUGUAAUGCAAAUGAACAGAAACGAAUGUACGGGAGAUACUGGGAGCUAAGAUAUUUUUCCCGGUUAAAAAUUUGUACCUUGUUAACAUAUUCAUGGAACCCAUUAUCCUUGUAGAUAUCAACCGAUCUUCAAGACUUAAGCCUAGUGAUAAGCUAUGAACUUUUAGUACACACUAUUAUCACACACGAAAUUCAGGCAUUUCUCUUUGCUUUUAAUCUAUGUAGUUAGUUAGUUACUGUUUGCAAUUUGAUUUUUAUACUUUUUUAUUCUUUUGUACACCUAAUAUACCUAAAUAUAUAAUUCUAUUGAGUGAACUUGUCAACGAGUGACGAACUUAAAAUGGAUUCAAAAAUAUAUUUAUAACAGCAACAAA